AAAAAAAAGAGACAUAGCAGUUUCAAGGUAUGUGCUGCGUUGGUGUUCUUUAUGUUGUUGUGGGCACUCUGGAGACAAGGAAUACCAACCAAAAUAAUUUGGUUUGAUUAAAUUUUCUUCUUUCUUCAUCUUGUUCUUCUUCUUUCUUGUUAAAUCUUAUCAUGGGAUUGUAGAAAAACAAGGAAAAGAGCCAUUUCUCUCUCUCUUUCUGAUCUGGAUAGCUAAAGAAAAAAGAGUUCAUCAGUUAUAUUUAACAUUGCAUUUGUUCUUCUCUUCUUCUAAAAUGUCGGCAUUUUAGCUAGCAGCAGCUGUCUCCAAGUUCCUCUCUUUCUCUUUUCUUGUUAAAGAAACAACUUCUUCAGCUAUCUGCUUCUUCUCAUUAUCAACAUGUCUGCUAAAUCCAAAUCUGGUUUGUCUGAAACUCCUAGCAAGGCUUCACCAGCAACACCUAGAGUGGCAAGUAAAGUAAGCAGGGGACUGGCUAAAUCAGAACCUGAUUCACCCUCUCCCUUGCAGACUACUCGCCACUCAGUUGAACGAUCCCCGCGAUCAUCCCUUAACUCAAAGGCUACAAUUGAUCGUAGAUCACCAAAGGUUGCCACGCAGCCUGAAAAACCACAAACACGGGUGGGUAAGGGAUCGGAAUUGCAGGCUCAAUUGAAUGUGUUACAGGAGGACUUAAAGAAAGCAAAGGAGCAAAUAUCUUUGAUUGAGAAAGAGAAGGCACAAGCAAUUGAUGAACUGAAAGAAGCACAGAAAGCAGCUGAAGAAGCAAAUGAAAAGCUUAGAGAGGCUUUGGUUGCACAAAAGCGAGCUGAAGAGAGCUCUGAGAUUGAGAAGUUCCGGGCUGUUGAGUUGGAACAGGCUGGGAUUGAGGCUGCUCAGAAGAAAGAUGAAGAAUGGGAGAAAGAAAUUGAAUCUGUGAGGAACCAGCAUGCUUUGGAUGUGGCUGCUCUUCUCUCUACUACUCAGGAGCUUCAAAGGGUGAAGCAGGAACUAGCCAUGACUUGUGAUGCAAAGAACCAAGCACUGAGCCAUGCUGAUGAUGCAACUAAGAUUGCUGAAAUCCAUGCAGAGAAGGUGGAGAUUCUUUCAGCUGAAUUGGUUCGGUUGAAGUCCUUGCUUGAUUCGAAGCGUGAAACGGAGGCUAAUGAAAACAAGGAGGUGUUAAGGCUUAAGGCGGAGAUAGAUUCAUUGAAACAAGAACUUGAGAAAGCAAAGACCCAUGAGGAGAAGUUGAUGAUGGAGAAAGAGGCUUUCAUUGAACAACUUAAUGUUGAUCUAGAAGCUGCGAGGAUGGCUGAAUCUUAUGCACACAAUGUAGUAGAGGAAUGGCAAAGUAGGGUUGAAGAAUUAGAAAUCCAGAUUGAGGAAGCAAAGAAGUUGGAAAGAUCUGCAUCAGAAUCUCUGGACUCAGUCAUGAAGCAAUUAGAGAGCAACAAUGAUUCAUUGCAUGAUGCAGAAUCUGAAAUUGCUGCUCUUAAAGAGAAAGUGGGAUUAUUGGAAAUGACAAUUGGUAGACAGAGAGGGGAUCUUGAGGAAUCAGAAUAUCAUAUUAAAUUGGCUAAGGAAGAAACUGCUGAAGUGGCAAAAUUGGUUGAAUCUCUGAAGACUGAGUUAGAAACAGUGAAGGAAGAAAAGACCCAAGCUUUAAAUAAUGAGAAGCUUGCAGCUUCUAGUGUUCAAACUCUUUUAGAAGAGAAAAACAAACUCAUUAAUGAGUUGGAAAACUCUAGGGAUGAGGAAGAGAAGAGCAAGAAAGCCAUGGAAAGCUUAGCUUCAGCCUUACAUGAAGUUUCUGCAGAAGCUAGGGAGGCUAAGGAAAAGCUGUUGUCCAGUGAAACUGAGCAUGAAAAUUAUGAGACCCAGAUAGAGGAUCUACGAUUGGUCCUGAAAGCAACAAAUGAGAAGUAUGAAACCAUGCUUGAUGGUGCAAAAAAUGAGAUUGAUCUUCUUACAAAUUCCAUUGAACAGUCCAAGAAUGAAUACCACAAUUCCAAGACUGAGUGGGAACAAAAAGAGUUGCAUCUUGUAAAUUGUGUAAAAGAAUCGGAAGAAGAAAAUUCUUCUCUGGAAAAAGAAAUUAAUAGGCUGGUAAAUUUGCUGAAACAAACUGAGGAAGAAGCUUGUGCAUCUAAGGAGGAAGAAGCUCAGUUGAAGGAAAGCCUAAAAGAAGUUGAAUCUGAGGUGAUUUAUCUGCAAGAAGCCCUGAAGGAGGUCAAGACUGAGAGCAUGAAAUUGAAGGAGAGUUUGUUGGAUAAAGAAACUGAAUUGCAGAGUGUCGUUCAAGAAAACGAGGAACUCCGAGCUAGAGAAGCUGCAUCUCUUAAGAAAAUGGAGGAAUUGUCUAAGUUGUUAGAAGAAGCUACAAUGAAAAGCCAAAGUGCGGAAAAUGGUGAUCUAACUGACAGUGAGAAGGACUAUGAUUUGCUGCCUAAGGUGGUUGAAUUUUCAGAAGAGAAUGGACAUGGAAGUGAAGAGAAGCCCAAGUUAGAGCUCCUAUCAGAACAACCUGAGGAGCCCAAAAAAGAAAAUUCUUUGGAGGUAAAUGAUGUCUCAAAAGAUGAAGCUCUUCAAACAGAUGGUGCCAAAGUGGAUAAUGUGAAUGGAAAAGUGAAAGAAGAUGAGACAAAAGGAAAAGAGGAUGAUUCAGUUGAAGUUGAGUUUAAAAUGUGGGAGAGCUGCAAAAUUGAAAAGAAAGAAUUUUCACCAGGAAGAGAACCUGAGCAAGAAUUCUUUGAGGAGGAAGUGGAGUCAAAGGUGGAGGGUAGUGAAGGCUUUGAUCAGAUAAAUGGUUCCACAGAAAGCAUUGAUGACGGGGGAAACUCACCAUCAAAGCAACAGCAACACAAAAAGAAGAAGCCUUUGCUCCGUAAAUUUGGAAGCCUACUCAAGAAGAAGGGAAGUAGCAACCAUAAGUAGAUAAUGAAAUCAGCCCAUGUCAUGACUUAGCCCUACCAGCAGGCAGGUAUAUUGGAUAAUAUCUUGCAUCUGAUGUGUUUGCUUCAUUUGUUUUGCUUCUAAUGUUCUCAAUAGGUUUAAAAUUGAAGAGGCUUGUAUCAUGUUUAGUUUUGUAAUUUUUUUCCUCUUUUAAAAUUUUUAAUUUGAUUCUCCAUGUUGGAUAGUAUCUUGUAUGCGAUGGAGAUAAUUCUUAAAUUUUUUUUGCUUGUUCUUCAUAUCUAAAAUUCAUGACGAAGAGUGAUGACUAAGAUGUAUUUCAAUGUGCUUUCUUUAUGUU
Messenger RNA from Theobroma umbraticum, 3238 nucleotides. RefSeq names its product WEB family protein At3g02930, chloroplastic-like. Gene Ontology annotation, biological process: reciprocal meiotic recombination. Lineage: Eukaryota; Viridiplantae; Streptophyta; Magnoliopsida; Malvales; Malvaceae. The record is from RefSeq and is a predicted model, not a curated record.